AUGUAUACCGCUCAUGUUUUUCUGUUUUGUUUUUAUUUUAUAAAUGCUAGCAGUCAAAGAUUUGACCGCUGCAAAGUUUGGGACAACACAGACUGGAAAUGCAAAGAGUGCCAUCCAGGAUAUCUGGGUCAAAACUGCUCAAAAAUAUGCCGAUAUCCUACGUACGGAAAGGAGUGCCAGAAAUUGUGUGAAUGCAAAGAAGAAAAGUAUUGUGACAUUGCCACAGGGUGUUUUUCACCAGACGUUGGGUGCAAAAUUGGCUAUUUUGGUUCAAGAUGUGUCGAUAAAUGCCGAUUUCCAACUUUUGGGAAAGGGUGUCAAAAGACAUGCCAAUGCUCCAAAUUAUUUUGUAAUUACAUCACUGGGUGUUACGUUUAUACAGGUACAAACCAGAACGAGUUUCCGUCACUGGUGCAAUCCACUGCCGAGAAAGACUUAACCGUAGUUGUUGUUCUAUUAUCUGUUUUGUCAUUCAUUUUGGUCUCAGUUAUCAUAGUCUUUGUCAUAAAAGGGCCAUACUUAUCAAACUGGAGAUCAUUUCGAAAUGUUACACCUAUACGCAAGCAAUAUACAGCACAGAAAGCAACAUCUCAACAACAUGCUUCCUUAGAAAUGAGCCAGAGAACAGACGACACCUACUGUUUCAGUUAUGAUGCCAGACCAUUUCAAUAUUUCAGUCAUGCAAUGGAUGUCUCUACAGACGAUAUUUCUCCACAAUCCCAUGGUCAAGUGCCGCAGCGGGAAGGAAGCGCUAAUACGAUACUUUUUGAUAUUAGCUCUUAG
This is a messenger RNA of Magallana angulata, 783 nucleotides long. RefSeq names its product multiple epidermal growth factor-like domains protein 11. The transcript is spliced from 5 exons. The coding region runs from base 1 to 783 and encodes 260 amino acids. The record is from RefSeq and is a predicted model, not a curated record. Lineage: Eukaryota; Metazoa; Mollusca; Bivalvia; Ostreida; Ostreidae. Gene Ontology annotation, molecular function: scavenger receptor activity.